Messenger RNA from Rhinopithecus roxellana (golden snub-nosed monkey), 1269 nucleotides. RefSeq names its product antizyme inhibitor 2-like. Lineage: Eukaryota; Metazoa; Chordata; Mammalia; Primates; Cercopithecidae. The transcript has 9 exons. Gene Ontology annotation, molecular function: ornithine decarboxylase activity. Bases 1 to 1269 code for a protein of 422 amino acids. The record is from RefSeq and is a predicted model, not a curated record. Gene Ontology annotation, cellular component: cytoplasm.
AUGAGCAUCUGCCUGGAGGGCCUGAAGGAAGCCCAUGGAAGGCCAUGGCCAAAGGAGCUCAUCGCCCUGGGGCCGGAAGAAUCUGCCCAGCAGAUGGUCCUGCGGAGGAUCCAGGAACUUUCUGAUUCGGACCAGCAAGACCCCUUCAUGCUGGCUGACCUGGACAUGCUGGCCAGCCGCCAUCAGGCCUUCUGCCAAGCCCUGCCACAGGUCUCACCCUUCUAUGCAGUGAAGUGCAACAGUAGCCCUUGGGUGCUGCGUGUCCUGGCCGCCCUGGGCACCGGCUUUGACUGCGCCAGCCAGGUGGAACUGGAGCAGGUGCUGGGCCUGGGUGUGGCCUCCUCGUGCAUCAUCUAUGCCAAUCCCUGCAAGCCUGCCUCCCACAUCCGGUAUGCUGCCCGGCACGGGGUGCAACUCCUGACCUUUGACAGCGAGGAGGAGCUCACCAAGGUGGCCCAGCACUACCCUGGGGCCAGACUGCUCCUCCGGCUGAGGACCCAGGACAGCCAGAGCACCUUCCCUCUGAGUACCAAGUUCGGGGCCAGCCUGGAGGCAUGUGGGCACCUGCUAACAUCUGCCAGAGACCUGGGGUUGGCCGUGGUCGGAGCCAGCUUCCACGUGGGCUCCAACUGCCAGACACCCCAGAGCUUCACACAGGCCAUCGCUGACUGCCGGUGCGUGUUUGAAAUGGGCCGUGGGGCUGGGCAUGAUAUGAGCUGCCUGGACAUUGGAGGGGGCUUCCCCGGAACGGAGGACUCUGGGCCCAAGUUUGAGGAGAUGGCGAGAGUGAUCAGUGCUGCCCUGGCCCAAGACUUCCCUGAGGAGCGUGGUGUCAAGGUCAUAGCAGAGCCGGGCCGCUUCUAUAUGGAGUCUGUCUGCAUGGCCGCUGUCAACAUCAUUGCCAAGAAGGCUGUGCUGGAGCCCAGAGGCAGCCGGAAGCUGACGUAUUAUCUCAACGAUGGCCACUAUGGCUCCUUCCGCCUUGGCCACCGAGAGCCUGUCCCAAGGGUUCCCAUCAUGGUGAAGGAGUUCUGCUCAGAGCCACCCCUCUUCCCCUGCACACUCUAUGGUCCCACAUGCGAUGCCUCUGACAGGCUCUUCUUGGAGGAUGUGCGGCUGCCCCAGCUUGAUGUAGGCAAUUGGCUGGUCUUCCCCUCCAUGGGCGCCUACACAUCCUCCAUGAGCUGCAGCUUCAAUGGCUUCCUGCCUGCCACCAUCUGCUACACCAUGGGCCCCCAGCUCAGGAGUCUUCUGGAGGCAGAGCCUUAA